Molecule: messenger RNA, 375 nt
Organism: Plasmopara halstedii
Lineage: Eukaryota; Oomycota; Peronosporomycetes; Peronosporales; Peronosporaceae
Product: Homeodomain-like
Exons: 4
Coding region: 1-375 (124 amino acids)
Source: RefSeq, a predicted model, not a curated record
AUGGUUAAGCAGUUCCGGGAGCAAUGGAGUACAGUAGACUCCCGCUUAAAUACGCCAAUUGAUCCGAGAGUAUUGUCUACCAGAGGCAGAGGGAAGCGUCUUAACGAGUUUCAGAGGUCUGAGAUCAUUGCUAAGUUAGCAAAUCAAACCCUCCGAGUAAACGAGGUUUGGCGAGAGAAUAUGGCGUCAGCGAUGACGUAUCGAGCAUCUGUUGGUCGAUUUUCGCAAGUCGAAGAUAAGCUCUACAUUUGGAUCGAUAGCAUGCUCCGCGCCAAUUUGCCGGUUCCGCCAUCGUUGGCAAUCGUCAAAGCAAAGCAAAUUGCUAAAGAGCUAGGUCAUCUGAGACUGACUUUAAAGCCUCUUGUCAAUGGUUAA